CCGCGCAUCCCGCGUCCCCGUCCGCCUCGUCCACUCUGCCCCCUCGCAGGACAGGAUGAACGGACUUUGGAGGACUGGACACUUUGGACAACGCGGACAGCAGCGCGCGGCGGAGGACGGGAUUUAGUGGAGAGAAGUUGGCUUUUCUCGGUGGCUGUGCCCGAGUCGAAGACACUCGUCUUCAAGUCGUGAGGGGGGGAUUUGUGACUCUUUUUUUUCCACUGUCGCCAAACUGCUCUCCAAGCGCUGGAACGUGAGGAUUUAAAAGUAGUUUUGUGGGUUUUUGUGAAGUUUACUGGAGAUUAGAGGCUGUUUCACUAAAGGAAAGCUUGGUGCCAUCUAAAAUCUGAAGGCUGAUCUUUUCUGUCAAAACGGGAUACUGUGGGUCCGUGGUGGGGAGCUGUCGGACAGAUUCUUGCGGCAUCUGCGGCCGCCCUUCUGCUGGACAGUAUGCGAACGGAGGAUGUUGUCUAAGUUGGAGUCGGGCCUCGCUGCUCUGCGUCUGACCUCUUCGCCCAGAGGAAUGACUGCUCUGUGGUGCUCACUCUGGCUUUCUCUCCUCCUUCCUCUCACCGUCGUUCCAGCCAGGCUGCCCACUGCUCAGCCCACAGACCCUGUGUCCAGCGAGACGGCCUUCCUGGAGGACUAUGUUCUGGGCAUCGGGGACACUCUGGAAAUGUCAUGUGACCCGGAAGAGCAGGAAGACCACUCGGAGCCUAUUGUGUGGUUCAAAGACGGCGCUGGACUUGUGCCUUGCAACCGGAUACGGUUGGGCCAGAGGAUGCUCCGCAUUAUCAAUGUGUCGUAUGACGACUCCGGGGUCUACUCGUGCCGGCUCGCCCGGAGCAACGCGCUGCUCAGCAACUACACCAUCAGGGUGACAGAUUCUCUGUCGUCUGGUGAUGAUGAAGAUUACGAUGAAGACCCCGAAGGUGCAGAAGCGCCAUAUUGGACCAGGCCAGAACGAAUGGACAAGAAAUUAUUGGCCGUUCCUGCGGCCAACACCGUCAAAUUCCGCUGCGCUGCAUCUGGAAACCCAGCGCCAACCAUACACUGGCUGAAGAAUGGCAAAGAGUUCAAGGGAGAGCAGAGGAUGGGAGGCAUCAAGCUGAGACACCAGCAGUGGAGUCUGGUGAUGGAGAGCGCCGUGCCGUCAGACCGGGGAAACUACACCUGCGUUGUGCAAAACAAAUACGGCUCCAUCAGCCACACCUACCAGCUCGACGUGCUCGAGCGUUCACCUCACAGGCCCAUCCUCCAGGCUGGUCUGCCAGCCAAUCAGACGGUGGUGGUGGGCAGCGAUGUGGAGUUUCAUUGUAAGGUUUACAGCGACGCCCAGCCGCACAUCCAGUGGCUCAAACACAUUGAGGUGAACGGCAGCCGCUUUGGCCCCGACGGUGCUCCCUACGUCAACGUGCUGAAGACGGCUGGCAUUAACACUACAGAUAAGGAGCUAGAGGUUCUCUUCUUGACCAAUGUGUCUUUUGAGGAUGCGGGCGAGUACACUUGUCUCGCAGGGAACUCUAUCGGCUAUUCUUACCACUCUGCUUGGCUGACGGUGCUUCCAGCAGUGAGUCCACAAAAGGAAGACUACUACGCCGACAUCCUUAUCUACGUGACAGGCUGCGUGCUCUUCAUCCUCGCCGUGGUCAUCGCAAUCCUCUGUCGUAUGAGGAUGACCACGCAGAAGACUCUGCCCACGCCUCCCGUGCAAAAACUGUCAAAGUUCCCCCUCAAGAGACAGGUGUCCUUGGAUUCCAACUCCUCCAUGAACUCAAACACGCCGUUGGUCAGGAUCGCCCGUCUGUCGUCCAGCGACGGGCCGAUGCUCGCCAACGUCUCGGAGCUGGAGCUGCCGUCCGACCCCAAAUGGGAGUUUCCUCGGACACGGCUAACUCUGGGUAAACCUCUGGGAGAGGGCUGCUUCGGUCAGGUGGUUAUGGCUGAGGCUGUUGGCAUCGACAAAGAGAAGCCCAACAAGUCGCUCACUGUUGCUGUGAAAAUGUUGAAAGAUGACGCCACAGAUAAAGAUUUAUCAGACCUGGUGUCAGAAAUGGAGAUGAUGAAGAUGAUCGGGAAACACAAAAACAUCAUCAACCUACUCGGAGCCUGCACGCAGGAUGGUCCUCUGUAUGUCCUGGUGGAAUACGCCUCCAAAGGCAACCUGAGGGAGUACCUGCGUGCACGGCGGCCACCGGGCAUGGACUACUCCUUCGACACGUGCAAAAUCCCCGAUGAGCAGCUCACGUUCAAAGAUCUGGUGUCCUGUGCCUACCAGGUUGCCCGAGGCAUGGAGUAUCUUGCUUCACAGAAGUGCAUCCACAGAGACCUGGCAGCCAGAAACGUCCUUGUGACGGAGGACAACGUUAUGAAGAUCGCCGACUUCGGCCUCGCCAGAGACGUGCACAAUAUAGACUACUACAAAAAGACCACAAACGGCCGUCUCCCCGUGAAAUGGAUGGCUCCAGAGGCUCUCUUCGACCGGGUCUACACGCACCAGAGCGAUGUGUGGUCUUAUGGGGUACUGCUGUGGGAGAUCUUCACCUUGGGAGGCUCGCCGUACCCAGGGAUCCCAGUGGAAGAACUCUUUAAACUGCUGAAGGAAGGACAUCGAAUGGACAAGCCUGCCAACUGCACCCAUGAACUGUACAUGAUCAUGAGGGAGUGUUGGCACGCUGUGCCAUCGCAGAGGCCGACCUUCAGACAGCUGGUAGAAGAUCACGACCGGAUUUUAUCAAUGACCUCCACAGACGAGUACCUGGACCUGUCGGUGCCCUUCGAGCAGUACUCGCCCACCUGUCAGGACUCCAACAGCACCUGCUCCUCAGGGGACGACUCCGUGUUCGCCCACGACCCGCUGCCUGACGAGCCCUGUCUUCCCAAACAGCUUCCCAGUAACGGGGUGAUUAGGACAUAAAACCUGUGCCGGAGGAGGUCGGACAUUAACCUCUUCUCACAGUUUGUGACAGAAAUAUCACCUCUCACUGACUCAAGCACCUCAAGAUACGGAGAGGGACAAAAAAGUAAAAAAAGAAAACUCAGCAUGCAAUACUUCCACAGUGCUUCAGCUCUUUUUGAUUUGUCUUAAACUCUCGGACAAAGCUCUGUUUCGUGUUUUCUUUACCUCCUCAUCCCCAAGAACUCUCUUUAAACAUUGAAGGAUUUUUUUUUUCUUGCCAUUGAACCAUGUUUGUGUUCUUCUUUUCAGAAAUGAAAUUAUAUUUUUGUACUCGGGCCAGUCUUUUGUUACGGACAAUCUGUGGGGUGAAACCAUUCCGUGCCUACUGGGAUUAAACCUCCUGAGACUGAAUAAGAAAGGAUUUAGGAGGAGGAAAUGAAGGGCAUUGAUGAGUGACUUGUUGGUGAUCCAGUGGGUGGGGGUCCUCCGAUUUUUGGUUUGUUUUUUUUUACUACACGGAGCCCUUUUAUCGCAAUAAAGCGAUCUGAAAGAAAAUCGAUGAACGAGAUACCAGCAAAGCCAGCAUGAGCUCGAUGACGGGAUUUGUUCUUCCGCAGAAUUACCAGAAGACGUUCAGCAACAGAGAGGAUCACGUGAGCGUUUCCUCGUGAAUGUGUACGCCAUCAUCCGCAUUUUAGCUUCCUGGGAAAAAGAAAAAGUGAUAAUCAUGGAACAAAUUUUCCUCAUCAAAGAUGAGGCAAAGCUUCAGGGCCAUUCAGUAAUAAGAACAGCGAGGUUAUGAGGGGUUUUUUAAAAAUGUAUCUACAAAGUGAUUUAUUGUAAAUAUAUAAAUGCAAAUAUGUAUCAUAAUGCUGUCCACAGCCGUGUACUUAAAAGACAAAA
Pelmatolapia mariae (spotted tilapia) is the source of this 3802-nucleotide messenger RNA. RefSeq names its product fibroblast growth factor receptor 3 (gene fgfr3). Gene Ontology annotation, molecular function: ATP binding; fibroblast growth factor receptor activity; fibroblast growth factor binding. NCBI's taxonomy places the organism in Eukaryota, Metazoa, Chordata, Actinopteri, Cichliformes, Cichlidae. Bases 464 to 2917 code for a protein of 817 amino acids. The transcript is spliced from 18 exons. Gene Ontology annotation, cellular component: plasma membrane; signaling receptor complex. The record is from RefSeq and is a predicted model, not a curated record. Gene Ontology annotation, biological process: positive regulation of kinase activity; multicellular organism development; protein phosphorylation.